Messenger RNA from Felis catus (domestic cat), 5326 nucleotides. It is a transcript of the gene MISFA, whose product is annotated as SPTY2D1 opposite strand. The record is from RefSeq and is a predicted model, not a curated record. Lineage: Eukaryota; Metazoa; Chordata; Mammalia; Carnivora; Felidae. Bases 1947 to 2057 code for a protein of 36 amino acids. The transcript has a single exon.
AGCCAUCAGCCCAGAGCCCGACGCGGGUCUCGAACUCACCGCGAGAUCGUGACCUGGCUGAAGUCGGACGCUUAACCGACUGCGCCACCCAGGUGCCCCUUCAAUUUUAUUUUUAAUUGCCUGACUACUUGAUUAAAAUCUGCCUCCCUCAUUCAACUUGAAGAUUUUAGGGGCUGGUUCUUUGUCUGAUUUUAUUCACCAUUAUACACUUAGCUUUGUGUUUAAUUAUAGAUUCACAAUAAAUAUCUGGCAGUGAAUGAGUGAAUGUAUGAAUGAGGUUAAUUAGGAAACUAUCCUUCCUUGCUCUUUGUUGACCCCUUCCCUCCUGCCUACAACUGCUUACUCCUCUUUAAAGCUUAAAAAAACAAAACAGAAGAAACAAUUUUAUCCUUUGUUCUUAACCUCACUGACCCCCUCAGACUAUCAUCCAUUCACUGGACAAACUUCUUUAAGAACUAGUGUGCUGUCAGUGAUUCCAGUGCUUUUCCUUAAUCUCGUGCAUUCUUACUCUUGCCCACAUCAUUUAUGAAAUUGAUUUUCUCCGACUCCACUAGUAACAGCCUAGUUAACCAAAGAGCAAUGAGGCAGUGAGCUAAAAUGAUUACAGUGAGAAUUAAAUGGGAGAGACCUGUAGAUGAUAAGAGACAUUACAACUCGAGAAUCGACGAGUUUUAGCAAUGUGGGAGGUGGAUAAAAAACAAUGUCAAAAUAUAGGCACACUUCAUUUUAUCAGGCUUCACAUUAUUGCACUUUGCAGCUAAUUGCAUUUUUUACAGAUUGAAGGUUUGUGGCAACCCUGCACUGAGCAGGUCUAUCAGCACCAUUUUCCAACAGCUCGCCAUCUGCUCACUUCGUGUCUUUAUGUCAUAUUUUGGUGAUUCUCGUAGUAUUUCAAACUUAUUAUUAUUAUAUUUACUAUGGUGACCUAUGAUCAGUAAUCAUGACUCACUGAAAGCUCAGGUUAUAGCAUUUUUAAAUUAUUUUUUAAUUAAGGUGUAUAUGUUUUUAGACAUAAUACUGUUUCACAUAAUAGACUACAAUACAGUGUAAACAUAACUUUUAUAUGCAGUAGGAAACCAAACAAUUCAUUUGACUUUAUUGUGAUACUCACUUUCCUGCAGUGGUCUAGAACCAAACCCUCAGUAUCUCCUCAGUAUGCCCAUAUUAAGACAGAUGACUGGGAAAAUACUGGUGCCUUUAGGGGAAUGGGUAGGGGGAACUAAUUUUAAGAGAUGGUGCAUUUGGGGCACCUGAGUGUCUCACUCGGUUAAAUGUCCAGCUUCAGCUCAGGUCAUGAUCUCACGGUUCAUGAGUUCGAACUCCACAUCGGGCUCUGUGCUAACAGCUCAGAGCCUGGAACCUGCUUCAGAUUCUGUGUCUCCCUCUCUCUCUGCCCCUCCCCAACUCACACUGUCUCUCUCUCAAAAGUAAACAUUUUAAAAAUUUUUAAAGAAAGAGAGAGAGAUGGUUCAUGUGAUUCAAUACCUGCUCUUCAAGCACUGAGACUAUUCUUGUUCAGUUUAGGGUUCAGGCAGAUUAUUUAGUUGGGUGGUUCCCCAGUUAGGUAGUUGAAAAUGUGGAAUUGGAUCUAAAGAAUGAUAAGGAGUUCACCCAUGUCCAAUGCCCAGGCUCAGCGGCCACUCUGUCCAGAGUUGGACCAGCACCCUAGCAUGGACCCUGAGCACUGUGGGAAAGGCAUUAGCACCCAGGGGCCACGACACAGUUUGCUGGAAGGAAACUUGGGUACAUCUGUAAGGAGAGGAAUAGGAUGGACCUGAGGAGAAGCAGUACAGGAGGGCAUUGUGGAUCCUUUGGAACCAAGAACUGGAAUGCACAUGUAAGACCUCUACCAACUGAGGGUUUCACGAGCACACUCCUUUGCCAAAAUCUUGGUGAAUAGCCUUUCACUGUACAAUUGUGUCUUAGACAUUGUGUUACUUGUUGUCAUGAUCGUGCUUGGCUGGAUGCUUUUUGUCUCACUUGCAUGUUACAUGGGCACAUUUCCGGAGUUCAUGCCUCCAGCUCUGAAGUGGAAAGAGAAGUGGCCUAUUCAGUAAAUCAAGGCAUGACUGAGGAGCUGGACUUUGGAUGAAGAACCACAACUAUAAGGGUUCGGGAUACUUAUAUCCCCCAGGAGGGACCCUGGUGGAAAUAAGCAAAGUUGAUCCUAAAGUAAUGCAGCUCUGAAGCUCACCUGACCAGCUGUACAGUUCCCAUUGUUGCAAAUCAUUUUGUCACAUUUUUGUAAAAAGUUAACAAACAUUAAAAAAAGUGGUAAGGAAAAUCAGAUACCUAGAUUUUGGAGUAAGCACAGAAAUGGUGACUUGGCAGAGAUAGAAGGUGUUAAAUGUGGAGCCAAGAUGAGAUAGAACCUGUGGAACAGCUGCAUCCAUGCCAAGGAUGCCUAAGCACUACAGAUAGCAGAAAGAGGAGGAAAAUGGGCAUUUUUGAACAUCAGCUAUGGGCAGCACCAUACUAGGUUCUUUACAUACGUUAUUUUAUUUGAUCUUCACAAUCCAGUGAGGUCAAUAGUGGUGUCCCACCUCCCAGAGGAAGAAACAGACUCUUGGAAAACACAUACUUUGUCCAAGGUCACACCUGGGACUCAUACUCAGACCCUUCUGACUUGAAAAUGCGUGCGUUUUCCUCAGCACAAUGUACUUCAGAAAGGUAUGUAUCCAACCAGAACACUGUCAAGGAAUCCAAAGCAGGUGUGAGGUUUAAGAAAGAAGUGGUAACUACGUUUCUGAGAACCAGGUAUUUAUCCUCUGUUGAAAAAAAGGCUAUGGCUUUGGCAACUAAGUAGGUGACCUUCAAGAAAGCAGUUUUGUUAGAAUGAUAGGCAUUGAGACCAGAUUGCAAGGGUUGCUGUAGUAGACAGUUGUAGCAUAUGUUGACCAUUCUUUUCAUAUGGUAGCCAAAAGAGGAAAGGGAAGCAACUAUAACCUGAUAUGACAUGGUAAAUCUUCAGAAGACUUCUCAGGAUAGUGGAGGCUUGGGCAUGUUGGUGGCAGGGGGCAAGGAGAUGUUAGGCAGAAUUGGGAAUACUAAAAAGAUACAGGGUAAUUGACAGGAUACAACCCAUGAAGAAACUGGGAAUGUCAUCAAAGGCAAAUUUGCCUAUUAAUUUUUCUUCUCUAAACCCUGUCACCCACCUCUCUUUCCCACUUUUUCCUCCACAUGUUUCUCUCUCCUUGCCUUGAAUGUGAGUAAUAUUUGCUAACAUUCUGCUUCUGUACAAAAGUGAAUGAACCAAACCUUAUAUAUUUCUUCUUCCAAAACCCAUAUGGGUAUUAUUGCUCCAUUACUUGCUCUGAUUGUUAUCCCCCUCCACCACAGGUCAGUGAUCUUCCCUAGGAGAAUUAAUUUAAGGCAGCUUUUCUAAGCUUGACCUAAAUACAGCCACUAUGUUUAAUUCUGGUGACUAACUUUUUUUUCAUAUUCAUGAUUUUUACCUUCCCUUUCUUCUCAUCUUUCACGAUCCACAAAUCAUUCCUGGGGACUUACACGUGUACUUCAUUCACACACACACACACACACACACACACACACACACACACACACACAGAGACAUGUUUCCAAAUGAAAAUAAGAGGCUUUCCCUUCAUCCAGACAUUUUUGUUUGGACAAUGUGUAAGCAGUAGUAAACCUGGAAAGGUGCCUACAGUAAGUGAGGUGAAUUUGAAACUGUUUUCUUACCAAAACAUAAUCUCCUUCAGCCAAGGACAGUGUCUAGGUGACUUUUGUCUCCUUAGUGCCAAGCACUCGACAUCUCAAUCUGGCACUUAUUAAGUGAAGUACUCAGUGAGUAAUUGUAGAAUAAAGCAAAUGAAUGGAGGGAUAGGAAAGACUUGGAUAAAUUAUUAUUGAUGUUAUGUACUUAAACACAGAAUUGGUAGCACUGGUAAAAUUGCAUUGCACAGGAAAAACAAAAUAGUUGCUUACGAUUAUGGGUGAAAGGAAGGACAGUGACCCUGUGUCUCUGUAAUGAUUCAUAUUUUCCAGGGUGGGUAGUCUGAUAAGGAUGUGACUAUUUAGCCUAAAAAUAAUUGCUACUUUUAACCAAAUCUAGCAUUGCUUUUUUGCAAAUAGAUUUUUAUAAAAUCUUGAAUAAAAUUAAUGAAAAACAAAGCUAGAUAUAAACAUGAGAUUGUUUUUUAACUCCUAUAAUUAUAAAAUUAGUGAACAUUUAAAUUUUUUAAAUGUUUCUUUGAUUUAAAAACUUCAUUGAUUCCAAAUACUGCUUUUCAAUUACCUUCCAUGAACUCACUCUUUUAUCUUCUGUGGACUGAUAAAUGAUAAAAUAGAAGAAUCAGUUAUAGAGCAGUUAAUCAUCAAGUAUAGCAUGGCACUAAAUCCUUUAUUUGGUGCAUCACAGACACAAUUCUGGAGAAUUCUUUAAAUGUUUUACAUGUUGGUAUUUGUUCGUUGAAUUGGAAGAAUUUAUCAAAUAUUAAUGGGUCCUAAUGGAAAAUUUUACUCUAGAGGCAAACUCUUUCUUUAACUAGCUUUAUGAAUGUAUUUUAUUAACUAAUCUUGCAUACUUGAAUGAAAGUUUUAAGGAGAAAAAAUGAUUAUUCCCAGGUGUAUCGAGUGUUUGUUAAAUUCAAGAUCCUAAUUGCCUAGUGUGUUUUUCCUCUGUUGUCUUUCAAUACUUCCGUGUAGAUUGUUUAUUAUAGAGACUUAACACCUUUUUAAUAUUCUUCCUGCCUCUGACUUUUCUCAUUCUGAUAGUUCUAGUUAACACCAAAGUAACAUAGUUCUUGGAGGCACAAUUCAAAUGUUUCCAUUUUACUCCGUGUUUAAGUAUUUUUAUAAAGCUUUAGAGAAGAUUUUAAGGCCAAAGGGUAAAACGAGUCUUGAUAUUAUAUUACUACUGUUUGUGUUGAUCCAUUAUCCAUUUUGAAUGAGGAGUUUGAGACUUAGCUUUCUUUCAUUUUAGUACAACUAGAAAAGGUAUACUCUGUCUUAAAACAUGGACAUAUCAAAAUAGACAAGUCUUAAUACUGAAUAUUCCAGUGGAGCAGAAGUACCUAGAAAACUACUGCAAACUGCUUGGUGAACACCUACGAUUUCUGUGGAAGUGAAACCGUGUUCUAGUAACUGAAUUACCUGUAUUAUUUCUGAGUUCUAUUUAUUUACUGAUUUUUUUUUUCCGUUGAGUUUUUCGGGCCCCACAUUAUGAUGUUGUUUAUCACAUGAAGGUUUUUAAUUAUAGUGAGUGGCAAAUCAGCUACACUGCAAAAAAUGUUUUGUAAGAAUAAAGCAAUCACCAGGUUAUAACUAGUAUUCUUAACAAUUUCAUUGCAGAGAAAUAUGUUGCUCA